Molecule: messenger RNA, 3607 nt
Organism: Cyprinodon variegatus (sheepshead minnow)
Lineage: Eukaryota; Metazoa; Chordata; Actinopteri; Cyprinodontiformes; Cyprinodontidae
Product: protein NLRC3-like
Exons: 11
Coding region: 207-3512 (1101 amino acids)
Molecular function (GO): protein binding
Source: RefSeq, a predicted model, not a curated record
GUCAGAUGGAAGAAGCAGCAACAGUUCGCUUGAAUCAGUCUUUUUGAGUGGACAGUUUAUUUUUAAUCUCUUUUAACAACUGCAUCCAGGCACCAAGAACCAAUCAUUGUAGAAGCAGGAGCAUCCAUUACAUCCUUUUACUCAUGUAAUGGAUCAACAAAGAAGGUAAAAGUAGAAAUCGUGUGAGCUGAUGAGAAUUCAUCAGCAUGGAUCAACGUGAGGAUGGAAGAGAAGGUGUUUAUCCUUCUAAAACCACUCUGUUUGUGGAGGAGGACAGACAAAACAACCCUCAAAGGGUUAAUCAGACAGUAAAACCUGACCCUGAAGAUGCCCCUGAAGAUGAAGCUGAACCUAAACCUGAACAGGGUUCCAGAAAUGCCCCCGCACUUAGUGUCAAAUCAAAUCACAUAUAUGUAGACUUUAAAUCAGAGAGUCCUUCUCCAUCAGACAGUGUGGACCAGCAGAAUGCAGAUGUUCCCAGCAAUCAGUCUUCAGUGGAAGAUCAAAAACAGCUAGAAUCAAUAUUUAAGCAACUGGAGGAAACCAUUUUUACUUUUGAGAAGAAUGAGCUGAAAAAUUUCCAAAAGGUUCUAAGCCCAGGUAACACAAAAUGCUCAAAGGAUCAAAGGGAGGAUGAGAACAUGCAGUGCCUUGAUUAUGAAGAGCAAAUGAAAAGCAGAGAAGCACUACUUAACAUAACCUUUACUUUCAUGAAGAAGAUGAAUCAGGGGGACCUUGCAGACAAUCUGCAGAGAAAACUUUCUGGUACAAUUUUUCAACGCAAACUUAAAUCUUCUUUGAAGAAGAGGUUCCAGUGUGUAUUUGAGGGGAUUGCUAAAGCAGGAAACCCAACUCUACUGAACCAGAUCUACACAGAUCUCUACAUCAUAGAGAGGGGGACUGGAGAGAUCAAUGAAGAGCAUGAGAUCAGACAGAUUGAAACAACGUCCAGGAAACCACAGAAACCAGAAACAGCAAUCAAACAUCAAGACAUCUUUAAACCCACUGGUGGAAAAGAUCAACCAAUCAGAACAGUGAUGACAAAGGGAGUGGCAGGCAUAGGGAAAACAGUCUUAACACAGAAGUUCACUCUGGACUGGGCUGAAGACAAAGCCAAUCAGAACAUCCAUUUUAUGUUUCCAUUCACUUUCAGAGAGCUAAAUGUGCUGAAGGAUAAAAAGUUUAGCUUGGUUCAACUUAUUCAUCAUUUCUUUACUGAAACAAAAGGGAUUAGGUGGUUUGAAGAGUACCAAGUUGUUUUCAUAUUUGAUGGUCUGGAUGAGUGUCGCCUUCCUCUUGACUUCCACAACAAGGAGAUCCUGACUGAUGUUACAGAGUCCAGCUCAAUUGAUGUUCUGCUUACAAACCUCAUCAGGGGGAAACUCCUUCCCUCAGCCCACCUCUGGAUAACUACAAGACCUGCAGCAGCCAGUCAGAUCCCUCCUGAGUUUGUUGGAAUGGUAACAGAGGUCAGAGGGUUCACUGACCCACAGAAGGAGGAGUACUUCAGAAAGAGGUUCAGAGAUAAGGAGCAGGCCAACAAGAUUAUCUCCCAUAUCAAGUUAUCAAGAACCCUCCAUAUAAUGUGCCACAUCCCAGUCUUCUGCUGGAUCACUGCUACUGUCCUGGAGGAUGUGUUGAAAACCAGAGAGGUUGGACAGCUGCCCAUGACCCUUACUGAGAUGUACAUUCACUUCUUGGUCGUUCAAACCAAGGCUAAGAAAGUCAAGUUUGAUAGAGGAGUUGCAACAGAUCCACACUGGACCCCAGAAACCAAGAAAAUGGUUAAAUCUCUGGGAAAACUGGCUUUUGAUCAGCUGCAAAGAGGAAAUCUGAUCUUCUACGAAUCUGACCUGAAGGAGUGUGGUAUUGAUAUCCGAGCAGCUUCGGUGUACUCAGGAGUCUUCACACAGAUGUUCAAAGAAGAAAGAGGGCUUUACCAGGACACUGUUUUCUCCUUUGUCCAUCUCAGUGUUCAAGAGUUUCUGGCUGCUCUUCAUGUUCAUUUAACCUUCGUCAAAUCUGGUGUAAACCUGAUUGAGGAAAAUCACAGCACUUUGGUUUGGUCUAAAUUAUUUAGCAAACCAUCUCUAGAAUUUCUCCACCAGAGUGCCAUUGACAAGGCCUUACAGAGUCCAAAUGGACAUCUGGACUUGUUCCUCCGCUUCCUCCAGGGUCUAUCUUUGCAGAGUAAUCAGAAACUCCUAAAAGGUCUUCUGGCGCAGACAGGAAGUAAUGGACUAACAAAAUAUGAAACUGCUGACUAUAUACGCAAGAAGAUCAAUGAGAAUGUUUCUGCAGAGAAAAGUAUCAAUCUGUUCUACUGUUUGAAUGAACUUAAUGAUCAUUCGCUAGUGGAAGACAUCCAACGUUCUCUGAGUUCAGGGAGUCUUUCCGCAGAUAAACUCUCUCAUGCUCAGUGGUCGGCUUUGGUCUUCAUCUUACUGUCAUCUGAAAAAGAUCUGGAUGUGUUUGACUUAAAGAAAUACCACGCUUCUGAGGAGGUUCUUCAGAGAAUGCUGCCGGUGGUCAGUGCCUCCAAUAAAGCUUUAUUGAGUGGCUGUAAUCUCUCAGAAAGAGGCUGUGAGGCUUUGUCUUCACUUAUCAGCUCCCAGUCCUCCAGUCUCAGAGAAUUGGACUUAAGUAACAAUGACCUGAAAGAUGCAGGAGUGAAGCUUCUCUCUGUUGGACUUAAAACCACUAGCUGUAAACUGGAAGUUUUAAGCCUCUCAGGCUGUUUGAUCACAGAGGAAGGCUGUUCUUCUCUGGCCUCAGCGCUGAGCUCCAACAACUGCUGUCUCAAAAUGCUAGACGUGAGCUACAAUCAUCCAGGAGACUCAGGUUUAAGGCAACUGUCAGCUGGACUGACAGAUCCACAUUGGCAACUUAAUACUCUCAGGCUGGAACCUGCUGGAGCCCAGUGGUUAACACCAGGUCUAAGGAAAUAUUCCUGUCAACUUACAAUCGAUACAAACACUGUUAAUGAAGAACUUCAACUCUCGGAGAACAACAAGACGGUGAUCCAUGAGCAGAGGGAGCAUCAGUAUCCUGGCCAUCAAGAGAGUUUUGGGUGUUGCUGGCCUCAAUUUCUGUGUAGAGAUGGUCUGAAAGGUCGUUGUUACUGGGAGGUUAAAUGGAGUGGAGUUGUAUUUGUAUCAGUAAGUUAUAGAGGAACAGAAAGGAAAGAAAACAUUGAACAAUCUGCUUUUGGAUGGAAUGAUCAGUCCUGGAGUCUGGAAUGUUCUACUCGUCAAGGUUACUCUGUCUGGCACAACAACAGAAGGACAAGCAUCUCAUCCUUAUCUCCCCACUCUUUACUAUCCUUCAUGAGCUCCUCUUUCUCUGUCUCCAAGAAGGUAGCAGUGUAUGUGGACUGUGAUGCUGGCAUUCUGUCCUUCUACAGAGUAAUAUCUGGUAAACUUAUCCACCUCCACACUUUCAACACCACAUUUGAGGAACCUCUGUAUCCAGGAUUUGCAGUCUGGCCUGAUUCCUCUGUGAGUCUUCAGUAAGAAUAAAAAGGAUCACACCAGCAAACAUAUUUGGUCUUAAACAUUGUUUAUUUUUUUAAUUUUCAGAUGAAUAGAUUUAAUCACUACACUUUAAA